This is a messenger RNA of Tripterygium wilfordii, 1016 nucleotides long. RefSeq names its product alpha carbonic anhydrase 7-like. The coding region runs from base 67 to 876 and encodes 269 amino acids. Gene Ontology annotation, molecular function: zinc ion binding; carbonate dehydratase activity. The transcript is spliced from 7 exons. The record is from RefSeq and is a predicted model, not a curated record. Lineage: Eukaryota; Viridiplantae; Streptophyta; Magnoliopsida; Celastrales; Celastraceae.
ACAGUAAUAUAACAUAAUAGCCUUUUCAAAAAAGAAGUGCGGAAAUUAAAGCUAGUUGUGGCAACAAUGAAGCUCUUCUUUUGCAGCCUCUUCAUUGUUCUUCUUCUUCUCCAAUAUUGUUCACUUCCAGCCACACCUCAAGAAGUUGAAAAUGAGAGAGAGUUUGAUUAUAAUCAUCAUGGAGAGAUUGGACCUCAUCGAUGGGGGGAAAUUAAACCCGAAUGGAGCGCAUGCAAUCACGGAUCCAUGCAAUCACCAAUAGAUCUAUUGAAUGAGAGAGUUGAAGUUGUUCCUCAUUUAGGGAGAAUCCACAGAGACUACAAGCCUUCCAAUGCUACCAUAAGAAACAGAGGCCAUGAUAUAAUGUUGAAAUGGGUAGAUGGUGCAGGAACUCUUGAAAUAAAUGGAACUGAAUAUGUACUCCAACAGUGCCACUGGCAUUCACCAUCUGAACAUACCAUCAAUGGCAAGAGUUUUGACUUAGAAGCUCACCUGGUUCACGAGAGCCCAGAAGGCAAGGUUGCUGUAAUUGGCAUCAUGUACACAAUCGGAAGGCCAGAUACUUUCUUGUCAUCUAUCAUCGAUCAUUUAUCAGUGGUUACCGAUAACGAAGAACACGAGGAAGUAAUAGGUGUGGUUAACCCAAGAGACAUAAAACUUGGGAGCAGAAAGUAUUACAGAUACAUUGGAUCUCUCACUGUUCCUCCUUGUACUGAAAAUGUUAUCUGGACCAUGGUUAGAAAGGUGAGGACUGUUACUAGAGAACAAGUGAGAUUGUUACGUGUGGCGAUCCACGAUGAGUCAGAUUCAAAUGCAAGACCACUACAACCCAUAAACAAGCGUCCAGUGCAGCUUUAUAGGCCAAGUGAAAAUUGAAAACGAGCGGAAUAUAUAUAGCGUUUUUUUUUAUGUAUCUAUAUCUCUAUUUUUCUAUUGGUGUCGAUCACAUUGCUUGUUAUCAUAUUUGUACGAAAUUUAUUCCAGAUUCAUAUUAAAUAAUAAAUUCAUUCGAAGAA